AUGGAAACAUUUGGUCUUGUCUGGUGUAUGUGUGUGGCCUGAGGUGGUAAAUAGUCCCCUGGUUCUACACCAUUUCUCAUAGAGUAGAUCCAUUCAAAUCUGUGGGCCUUAAAUAAGUUUGGAUCCAAACCUCUGCAUUUGGUCUGGGUCUACAUAGUGUGGGAUACUUACCUGACCUGGCUACUCCAGCAGUCUUCUUGUUCUGAACCCCAGCCAAGCUUGAUCUCCUCCUCCUCUUGGCUGCCAAUUGGCAGCUGGCCUGUUGUGGUCAUUGAAAGGGAGGAACAGUGGGAAGGGAUGUCCCAGCUUCUGCCUUUUCCACUUGUAGCUCUGUUUUAGCUGCAGUUUUAGUUCUGAUUCUCUGGUGGCAGAUGUUUGCUCUUCAGUUAUGCCCUAAAGGGUGAAUUCUGAUUAAGAAGGCACCAAAGGAACCACCUACUACCUAUAUCCUUGAAAGUGGUCUGUUGGCCUUCUUCCACAAGAAUAUUUCUCUGUUUCUUUCCACCUGAACUAAUGACCAGGGAUUCCACCACAGCCCCCGUUCUUCUUUUCCAUUUUCAGAAGAUGGGCUCAUUCCGGAGGCCUCGACCACGUUUCAUGAGCUCCCCGGUGCUGAGUGAUUUACCACGGUUCCUGGCAGCUCGGCAGUCUCUGCAGUUCAGUUCUAACUCUGCAUGGAAUAGUGUUCAAACAGCAGUGAUCAAUGUGUUCAAAGGGGGAGGUCUACAGAACAAUGAACUCUACACUCUCAAUGAAAAUGUCAGGCGGCUAUUGAAGAGUGAACUGGGACCUUUCAUCACAGACUAUUUCCAGAACCAGCUCCUUGCGAAGGGCUUGCUGUUCAUAGAGGAAAAGGUUAAGCUUUCUGAAGGAGAGAAUCGCAUCCAUGUACUAUCUGAAAUCUGGGAUCACUUCUUCACAGAAACUCUUCCAACGCUUCAGGCAAUAUUUUAUCCUGUUCAGGGCCAAGAAUUGACUGUUCGCCAAAUUGCCUUGCUCGGCUUCCGAGACUUGGUCUUAUUAAAAGUCAAGAUGGAUGAAUUUCUUCCUCGGGUCCAAAACAAUCUUCCCCCUUCUAUUGUCCAAAUGCUACUGAUUUUGCAGGGUUUCUCCCUUUGUUGCAGGGAGUCCAUGAGCCAACAGGUCCCAGUAAGGCCUAUAUGCAGUUGGAGGAGCUUGUUAAAUUGGUUGUGUCUCCAUACCUUGGUUUGUGUGAAGAACACUGCUAUCCAGACAGUACCUGUGCCCUGGGUUGGAAGGGAACUGUUGGAGCUGAAGCUUCUGAACAAAUGAAAUAUAUGAGAAACUUGCAAAAUCUCAUUUUGAAAAGUGGAAUCAUAUGCUGGCUACCAGAAUAGAUGUAUUCAGCUCUUUCUUCAUCUCAUUUGAUUUGAAAUAAAUAAACCCAGCAAUUUAGAAGAGCUCUGGCAUAGAAAUUCUGAGAAGAAGGAGACAACCUGGGUUUUGCAUAAACUUUUUGCAGUCUCUUACAACCAUCAGAUUGACUCUCUGCUCUGGUCUGCCACAUGUCUGUGUAAUAAAUAACAGGCAUUUGGAGCUAAAGGCAACACUACAAUAAUAAUAGUAAUAAUAAUAAUGGUGAUGAUGAUAACAACAACAACAACAACAACAACAGUUUUAUUUCCUGCCUGCCUUUCCUCGCAGCUUGAGGCAGGUUACAGCGUAAGCAAACACAUCAUUUUAAAACACUGCAAAAUACACACAUUAAAACAUACCUUCAUAAAAUACAUAUCAAAAUACACAAAACAAAAAUCAGGCAUACAGUGGAGUUUAAAAUUCCCCAUUAAAACUGUCUGAGUAGGCCUUCCGGAAGAGAUAAGUCUUUACUUGUAUCUUAAAUUUUGACAGUUGAUCCAGCUGUUGAAGCUCUACCGGCAGUCAUGGAGCAGCUGAUGAAAAGAUUUUCUGGGUGGUGGUUGCCAAUUGGGUUUUGGCGAGUUGGAGUAACUGGGCCUCAGGAGACCUAAGUGUGUGGACGAAUUGUACGGGAGAAGGCGAUCCUUUAGGUAACCUGGACCCAAACCAUGUAGAGCUUUAAAAGUCUAAACAAACACCUUGUAAUUUGCCCGGAAAUUAAUUGGCAGUCAGUGGAGUGACUUUAGGAUAGGUGUAAUAUGUUCAUUCUUAGAUGUUCCUGUCACCAGCCUGGCUGCUAUAUUUUGAACUAGUUGGAGUUUCCAAAUUUGGUAUAAGGGUAGCCCAAUGUAGAGCGUGUUUCAGAACUCUGACCUUGAGGUUACCAGGUUACCAUCUUUGUGUCCUCCAAAUCCAGAAAGGGGUGCAGCUGGCGUAUCAGCCAAAGUAAGCACACUUGACUGUCACAUCUACCUGGGCUGACAUUUGGAGUGACAGAUCCAGGAGAACUCCCAAGCUCUGAGUUACACAGUUUUCCCCUAUCUGUGUUCUGGUUGUUGUCCUUCCCAUUUCAUUUCCCUGAGGGUCUCUAUAUACCAGGGAGCUGAUUUGUAACGAGUAGGAGAGGAUGUUUGUCAGCGAUCAUGUCAGUAUCCCUUGCUAGAUUUUGAUUCCACUUAUUGACCAGGGAUUCAACAGGAUUGUCGAUGAUGCCAGCCAUAGAAGCCUCUAAGGCCUUCUGGAAUCUCAAAGGAUCCAUUAGCCUUUGAGGGUGGAUCAUUUUAAUAGGUCCUCCACCUCUGCAAGAAUAGGUUGACUAGGAAAUGAUGUGUCCAUGACAACUUGGAGGUAUUGGUGACCUCUACCCACAGAUUUGUAUGUUCCGAGUUGAAAAUCACAUCAAGAAUAUGACCUGCUGAAUGCAUUGGUCCAGAAACCAGUUGGGAUAGCUCAUGUUUGUUAUGGAUACCAUUGUUAUGGAUACCAUUAACUCCCAAGCUGCACCUGGCCACCAGGUGAAGUCACCCGGAAGCAAAAGUCUGGGUGACUCCAGCAACACCUUUGAGACCACUUCUGUGAGCUCAGCCAGGGAGUCUGUUAGGCAGUGGGGUAGAUGGCACACUAAUAGAAUUCCCAGUCAAUCCCUGGUUUUUAGACCCAGUUACACACACUCAGUGUGAUUCAGCUCCCUAAUAGGUACUCUGGCUAGGUUAAAGUGGUCUUUAUAGACCACACCUACCCCCCCCCCCUACACACACAUAUACUCUCCCUCACCUGCUUCCUGACACAGUACCCAUCUGGGAGUGCUUGGGCCCAGGUUGGAGCAGUAUCAUCUCCCAGCCAGGUUUCAGUGAAGCAUGAAACAGUGAAGCAUUCCUCAGUUGGCAGAUUUAUUUUUGAAAGAAAAACAGCUAUUCGUUUAUAUUCUGUACAAAAGAUGGAGAACUAUCUUAUGAUGGUGUAUGGAAAGGGAACAUGGGCUCGAUGAAAGAACCAGUAAUAAAGCCUACAGGAGGAUUAGAUUGAAUUCCAUAGUUCUACAUCUAUGGCCCAGGUUCAAACUCCCUGAAGGACUAUUUUCUUGUAAUUUUGAGAGAGUUCUGAGAGAGAGAGAGAGAGAGAGAGAGAGAGAUUGUAUGUUUUUAGCUACAUGUGGUUUUCCUUGUACAGUAGAGUUCCGGUUAUUUGACAUAAACGGGCGGGCCGAAUGUCGAAUAACUGGAACUGAUAGAUAUCAGGGAGGCCCUAUUAUCCCUCCUGGAAAUCUGGCUCAGGUAAGCGCCGUCAGCACUGCUGCCUAGCAGUGCUCACGGGGCGCUUCCCAAGAGGUGAGUGCUUGCUGAGGGAUGGGGCUCGUCCCUACCGCAAGCGCUCAGCUCAGGGAGGCGCCCCGUGAGCGCUGCUGCCUAGCAACGCUCAUGGGGUGCUUCCCAAAGGGCGAGUACUCACUGAGGGACAGGGCUCAUCCCUACCGCGAGCGCUCGGCUCAGGGAAGCACCCUGUGAGCUCUGCUGCCUAGCGACGCUCACGGGGUGCUUCCGAAGGGGGCGAGUGCUUGCCGAGGGACAAGGCUCGUCCCUACCGUGAGCGCUCAGCUCAGGGAAGCACCCUAUGAGCAUUGCUUCCUAGCAACGCUCACGGGGUGCUUCCUCCUCCCUCUCCCCACCUUCUCUUGAGCUCCUUUCGGCUCAGCAGCGCUCCCUUCCUCAGGCUGUCCCAGGAAGGAACUCAAAAGAAGGAGAAAGAGAGAGAGGGAGGAGGAUUUUUCUCUCCUUCCUCCAGCUGUCCCAGGAAGAUGCGAAGUAGGCGGCGGCGGGGGAAGGAGAGGCAGAGGCAGCCAUGAGCGCAGCGGCGGCUCCCUCUCAGGCCCCCGGCGGCGCCUCAAAUAAUAUGGAGUGUCAGUUAACCGGAACCUGGAUAAUAGGAACUCUACUGUAUUUCUUUUUAACUGUGAGCCACCAUGGGUCCCAAUCUUAAGUAAAAGAUGAAGUAAAAAUAAAGUGAUUGAUAUUCAGUCCUUCGCUAUACCUUUCUUUGUACUAUUGCUGCAUUAGAUAGGGAAAUUAUGUGAAAAGAGUCACAACUGAGCUUUUUGGUCAAUACCCUGGAGCAGAGAUGAGCAAAAUAUGGAUUGUAGACCAUGUAUAACCUCUCAGUGUGGAUUUUUCAGGUCCCCAAGGGCUCUCCUAUUUUAUAUAUUUUCAUUUUUUUUAAAUCUAAAAAAAUUCUGCAUGUUUUCUGGAAGUGGGGAUCUUUUUUGGAGGUUGCUUCCUUCUGUUUCACUUCUUAUUUUUAAAAUGUCUUUUGUGGGCCCAAAACAGCUUGGAGAAGAUAAUGGUAUGAUGAACAUGCCCCUAUAUGCCCUAGAGCAGUUGUCUGGGACCUCAAUUCCCAGAAACCUUAGCCAAUGUGGUCAACUAUUAAAACUUCCGAGAACUGAAGUCCAAAACACCCAAGAAACCAAAAGUUGGGAACCACUGCUCUAGAGAUCCUAAGGGGUAUUUUGAUGAAAAAAAUCCUAGAAUGAGUGGCAUAACAGAAGUGUACACUUCCCUAUUUACUAGGAUUUUCUCACCCCGGCCUACAGCCUUUUGGGGAGGCUGGGUUAAUUCUAAAAGAGAGAGAUACUGGAAUAAUGUGCUCCACCCACAUCUAUAGUACUUGUGGGGUGGAGUGAGAACCCCCAACAGGGCUGUUAGAUCUUAAAGUGUAUUAGGGAUGGGAUCAGCCUUUGGCAUCAGUUGGUGCACAAUGCUUCUUUUGCAUGGCUUCAGUCCAUUGCUUUAAGCAAUUGCUAUCUAUCAUAAUUUUCCAUUCUCUUCCCCCUUUGCUCUUAAAAAGAUAAGAUUGUAUUCCGGACAAUAGGUCAUAUGCUGUUGUCAAUAAUGCUGCCGCUAGCUUUUAAAGUACCAGCUGCAGAAAGUAGGGGAAGAAUACUUUUUGCUCUAAUAUAAGUUGUGCAAAGACACAGCAAAGGUACUUUCUGAUUUCACAGUAUCCACAGGGUGGAAACAGAGAUGCCUUGAUAGAGACAGGCAAGUAACUGAGCUCUGCUUGUAUUGGGGUUUACAGUAAGAAGCAAUAGUGAAGACUACUAAGAAAAUGUCAAAAUAUGAUUGUAAUUGUGUCUUCUUUCCUCACUGUAAACAUAUACAUUCACACACAAUAGUCAAUUCACUGAUAGAAAUAGCCUUGGCAGCUGCCACUAGUAUUCUGUUUCCUCUUGAUUUCUGUGCCACUGGUUCUGGUGCAGGACUCCCAUCCCCUUGCAUUCUGUAUCUGGAACAGUUGGAAAUGUUGCUUCUCUGGUGGUGUCAGUCAUACUUGGAAGCCUUGUGAAAACAACAUAUAUCAGCUAUACAAACAUUCAAACUAGUAGAGCAACAGAUGAAUGAUAGGAAAAAAUGUUUCUCUCUUCCUUGCUGAAAGAAGUCAAUAUGAAAUUAUUUCCCAGGUGUGCAUUCUCCUCUGACUUAGAUUAAAACUAUAAGCUUUCACAGAAUUUGUAUGUUUUUUCUCCUCAUUUUCUAAUGCAAAGAGCUCAGGAUGCUUAGACAUCAUCUGAGACAAGGAAAUCUGAAGCUCAGCAUUUUCAAACCAAUACUUUAUUUACUCUUUUUCUUUGUCACCUAUGAAUAUGACUGUGUAUAUUAAGGGUGGUUUUUAUUUUGUUGUUGUGUUUCUUCAAGUUGUUUUCAAAUUAUGGUGAAUCUAAGAAGAAUCUAUCAAUGUUUUUUGAAAGACUGGUUCAAAAGUGUUUGCUGUUGCCUUCUUUGGUCAAGAGAGUGUGGAUUUGUCCAAGGUCACCUGGUGUGUUUUCAUGGUUAUGCAGAGAUUCAAACCAGUGCUCAAAUCACUAUGUUGUGCUGGGUCCUUUUUAUUACUGUUGCAUUCAUUGAUUUGUAGUAUUCUGUAUCUCCUUCCAGCCAACAAAGGCUUAUGAGGCAAUGAACAAAUACAAAUCAAUUAAAACAAUACCAAGAUAAAAAUAUUCCUAUAACACAGAUUUAAAACAAUCAAAAUGGUAAUUUCAGGCAUUGAGUGUUGUGUGAAGCAGAACUGGUUGCCUGCCAGAAGCUUAAAAAGAAUGGAGCCAGCCUAACUUUCACAAUCAAGGCUAUGCUACAGAGAAAGGCUAGGAAUGUGCAUCCACCAAGUUAACUUCACAAAGGGUUGUGACCUGCAACAGUACUUUCUCUGAAGUUCUCAAAUUUUUGGCAGGUUCACAUGAAAGGGAUGGUCUUUCAGAUAUUGUGACUCAAAAUUAUUCAGGGCUUUGUAGGUCAACACCAGCAUCUUGCAUUGAGUUCCAAGCAAAUUGAAAACCAAGGUAGUGCUUUCAGUACCAGUGUUACAUGGUGACCAAAAUGACACCAGUUUGGCUGCAUUAUUUACAUCAGCUGCAGCUUCUGAAUAUUUUUCAAAUGCAACCCCAUGUGGAGUGCAUUACAAUAAUCUAAUUAAGAGGUAAUUAGGGCAUGAAUCACUGUGGCAAAAUUUGCCUUCCCCAAGGAAGGACACAGCUGGUAUACCAGCUGAAGCUAUGCAAAGGCACACCGGGAGCAAUACUGGGUCCAAGAUCACCCCAAGCGAUGAACCUGUUCUUUCAAAGAAAGAGCAACCCCAUCCAGAAAAGUCUCUGAUCCCAAUCCCAGGUUGUAUUUCUUACUUACUGGUAGCAUAUACUGUAACUAGAGCAAGCACUGUGGGAAUAUCUUUCCUUGAAGAGGCAUGGAUAAGAAACUUAUUGUUCUUUUCCAAAAUUGACACAAUAAACUGGGAAGCAGUUACAUGUACACAUAUAUAGUACUAUGCCUCGGAUAAUAAAGCCUCCGAGAAGGAAACUUCUUUUAUAGCGCCUUUUUAUGGUUGCCCAGUGACACAGCAUCACCAUUGAUGUGAUGGUGAAGGAGAGCUGGGAAAACACAAACUUUUGGUUUUUUGUUACAGAAGCAUCUCUGUCUUUGGAAUCUCUGGUUGAGCAUGCAGGAACAAUAAAAAGAGAAAGAGUGUGAAUACGUUUUGCCAGUCUCUCCCGAUUCCUAGCAUGUUUAAGAAGCAUAGAUCAAUAAAUUUGGCAACCAGAAUAGAAAUUAUUAGAAAAGGAGUGAAUAAUGAAGAAAAAAGUCAUUUCUGGAUAAAUCCUUUUGUUUAUUCAUGCAAGGCUUAUCUGACCUGGUUGUUUCAUUCACUUGUUCAUAUCUGAAUAAAAAUAUUUGCUAAAAUAUG
Molecule: messenger RNA, 7605 nt
Organism: Anolis carolinensis (green anole)
Lineage: Eukaryota; Metazoa; Chordata; Lepidosauria; Squamata; Anolidae
Gene: prr5l
Product: proline rich 5 like
Exons: 9
Coding region: 514-1293 (259 amino acids)
Biological process (GO): TORC2 signaling
Cellular component (GO): TORC2 complex
Source: RefSeq, a predicted model, not a curated record